UGCCUGAAAGUCAUAUAUGAACAGCAUGAAUUAUAGGAAACCUUACUGCUACUAUUCCAAUGGGAAGCAGUACUUCAAGAAAAGAGAGCAGAAGCAGAUAUCCAAAGGAUAUGGCCUUCCUAAGUCAUUUAAGCCUAGUAAAAACAGGAAUUAUGAGCAGAUAAAUGAUGCUGAUAUUGAGGAAGGGCUUCCAUAUUUCCUCAGUAAGGAAAAUAUCAAGGAUAAGAACGGAAACCGACCAGGUGACAAAGAUUAUGACUGCACAACUCUUUAUGUACCUGAGAAGUAUAUGAAAUAUCGUACACCAGCAAUGAAGCAAUAUUGGAAGCUCAAGUCGGAGAAUUACGACAAAAUUUUGUUGUUUAAACUUGGUAAAUUCUAUGAGCUGUUUUAUGAGGAUGCUAUCAUUGGAAAUAGACACCUAGACCUCAACUGGAUGGGGUCAAUUAAAAAGCUUCAUGUUGGCUUCCCUGAGAAAGCAUUGAAUAAAUAUCUUGGAAUCAUAGUCAACCUUGGUUACAAAGCAGCAGUAGUUGAGCAGAUGGAAACUCCAAGAAUGAGAAAUAAAAGAAUGCAAUCUAAUCUUUAUUAUACUCCAAAAGUAGUUAUGAGAGAAAUAUGAAAUAUUUACAGUAAAGGCACAUUCAUAAACCCAUUUAAGACAUCAUAUGAUUCAAGAUGGGUGCUAGCAUUCACCAGUGAUUUUGAAAGAAAUAUCGGAGUUGUAUUCUUUGAUAUCUCCACUUUGAAGCUAAAUGUUGGUCAGUUCAAGGAUGAUGAAAUGUAUAACAAAUUCAGAAUGCUUUGAUCUCAGCUGAGACCCAUUGAAAUAAUUUAUGACAAAGAUAAACAUUAUCAGGAGCUUAUUAGAAUAUUAGAUAACUCUCCAAAUCCUCCAGCAAAAUCUGACUUGCCAUCAUUUUUAUGUGGAAAUUCUUUUGCUUGAUUAACCAAACUUGAGAAAUAUUUCUCUAUGGACAAAUCAAAGUGGCCAAAAUCACUGAUAGAAAUCCUUCUCAAGAUGGCUAAUUGAGAGAUGGCACUGACCUCCCUAGGAAUGACAAUUUCAUAUCUACAGAAAUCCAUGCUCGAUGAGCAAGUAAUCCAACUUGCCACUUACCAAAUGUAUGAUCCGGAUAAGAUAAAAUCUUCCAAAAUGAUAUUAGAUGCUCAGGCUUUGGAACAACUGCAUAUUCUAGACAUACCAGGUGGGACAGAGAAGGAAAAUACAGCUUCUCUUUUCCAAAUUCUGGAUCAAACCUGCACAAAAUUUGGUAAAAGAAGCUUCAAAAGAUGGGUGACCACACCUCUUUGUUCAAUCCAAAUGAUCAAUGAAAGGUUGGAUGCCAUCGAAGAUCUCAUGUAUCACCCUUCAGAACUCGAAAAAUUCCGUCAAAACCUCAGUACCCUCCCUGACCUGGAAAAGAAGCUCUCCACUAUCUACCAAUACAGCAUCACUCAAAACAAGAAGGCCAUAUACUUCGAGAACAUCAACAGGAAAAGACUGACUGAAUUCUACUCCUUAAUAGAUAUCCUUAAGAAUGUAGGCCAAAUAGUUGAACCUCUAGUCACGAACAAGGCUACGUUUAUGUCAAAAAGACUUAAACAGUUGCUGACUAUAAGGAGAAUGGAGACUGAAGAAAUGGAACAGAAGGAAUUUGAAGAACUUGAUGAUGAUAAAGGGGUUUUGCCAGAUGUUAGUGAGGAGAUGGAGGAGUUUGAACAGAUGAUAGAGUGGAAGACUGAUAAGGAAGAUAAGCCACUUCCGCAGCCGAAAGAUGGGCUAGAUAAGGAGUUUGAUGCGGUUAAGCAGAGGAUUUUAGGGAUAGAAGAUAGGUUUUAUGAUUACCUUGUGACUAUUCAGAAGAGAUAUAAUGAUAUUUCGAUUAGGUAUACUCAUACGAAGUAUCGGUAUGAACUAGAGAUUCCUGAGAAGCAUACUAAAGGGACUAAUAAACCUCCUGAAUAUGAAUUCACUUCUAGCAGGAAGGGGUUUCAUAGGUUUCACACUCCAGAGAUUAGAGAAUUAGUAGAGGAACUAGAAGCAGCAGAAGAAGCUCAAAAUGAAGCCCUUGUUCCUUUUAUAUGCUCAAUAUUUUCGCAUUUUUACUCAAAGAAAGAAAUCUGGGAUAGACUCACAUCCUGCCUAUCUGAGUUAGAUUGCUUAUGCUCUCUUGCUUGAGUGAGCAUGGAUGAGAAAAUGGUUAUGAACAGACCACAAUUCAUUGAUUUUGAGCAGAAUAAAUUCCACUCAUAUCUUGAGCUAAGAAAUAUGAGGCAUCCUGGAGUGGAAGCUACUGGCGUUGAUUUCGUCCCUAAUGACACAAUAGUAGGCAAACGUUAUGAUUUAGAUGAAGAUAUUGAGAAUCAACCUCCUUCAACACUCCUUAUUUCUGGCCCAAAUAUGGGAGGAAAAUCAACAUUAUUGAGACAAACCUGACUAGCAGUGAUAAUGGCCCAACUUGGAUGUUAUGUUCCUGCAGAAACUUGAGUUCUAACUCCUAUUGACAGAAUCUUCACAAGGAUAGGUGCAUCUGACUGAAUUUUUGAAGGAAAAUCAGUAUUCUUUACUGAAAUGGAAGAGACAAAACAAAUUAUUGAUAAUGCAACUUCUCAAAGCCUGGUAAUAAUGGAUGAACUUGGCAGAGGUACCAGCACUUUUGAUGGCUUUUCCAUUGCAAAAGCAUCUCUUAAUUACAUUCAUAAAUCGAUUAAAUGAUUAUGCUUGUUCACAACUCAUUAUCACAUGUUAACAAAGAUAUUUGACCAGGAAUAUGAUAUCAAGAACUACCAUAUGGGAUAUGAAGAAGAUCCUGAAGAAAUGAAAAUAAAAUUUCUGUACAAACUCACUAAAGGAAGAUGCAAGCAAUCCUUUGGGAUCCAAGUGGCCAAGAUUACAGGUCUUCCUGAAGAGAUAUUGUAUUCAGCUCGUGAAAAAUCGAAAGAGCUUUCUUACAAAUUACAAUUACUGACUGAGGAUAUCAAGCGGAUUGAAAAAUAAUAUCUUUCAAUAUUUUAGGCAUA
Molecule: messenger RNA, 3024 nt
Organism: Moneuplotes crassus
Lineage: Eukaryota; Ciliophora; Spirotrichea; Euplotida; Euplotidae
Source: the annotation of a GenBank genome assembly